CUUCCUUGUGAGUGGUUUGACAUCUGGUGAGUAGAAACAUAAUCACUAGUUACUGAUUCAUAGUCAAGAGUUCUCGAGUAAAACUGCAUUCGAGAAAUUUCUCGUGGUUUCCCUACCGGUCUGCAUGCGUGCGUCCUUGGCUAUACCUAGGGUUGAGGCACAAAUAUUAUCUUGACAGUGCGCUCUCUGGUUAAUGACGCAUUAACUCGUUGGUGUGUGUUUCGCAUUCACGAGCAUCUGCUUUUCAGCAUAUACGCUAGGCCUACGUUCAAAGAUGGGAGACUCCGUAACAUCAGUAGUCCAAACUAGGCUGGGUCUCACUUCAACUGUGAACCAUUACUUGCAGGCUUUGAAAGAGAAGGAACUUGGAAAUGCAGCUUACAAGAAAAAGGACUUUAAAGCAGCAUUGGAACACUAUGAGGCAGCUGCAAAGCUGGAUCCAACUGAAAUGACCUUCUUGUCCAACAUGGGUGCGGUGUACUUUGAGCAGAAGCUGUAUGAAAAGUGUGUGGAGACAUGUCAGAAAGCAGUUGAAGUUGGUCGGGAAAGCCGAGCAGACUACAAGCUCAUUGGCAAGGUCUUCACUCGUAUUGCUAAUGCCUACAAGAAUAUGAAAGAUUAUAAGAAUGCCAAAAUCUUCUAUGAGAAAGCCUUGUCAGAGCAUAGGACUCCUGAGACUCGAGAAUUAUUGUCUGAGGUAGAAAAGAUCAUCAAGGAAGAGGAAAGAAAAUCAUAUAUCAGCCCUGAGAAGGCAGAAGAAGAGCGAAACUUGGGAAAUAAGUGCUUCCAAGAGGGGAAAUAUGCAGAUGCUGUGAAGCAUUACUCUGAAGCCAUAUUGAGGAAUCCAGAGGAUGCAAAGAUCUACAGCAAUCGUGCAGCUGCUUACACUAAAUUGGCUGCCUUUGAAUAUGCCCUCAAAGACUGCGAUGUGUGUCUCAGACUUGAUCCAAAAUUCAUCAAGGGCUACUUGAGAAAGGGGAAAGUAUUGCAGGGUCUACAACAGCAUUCCAAAGCCCUUGAUGCAUACCAAAAGGCCCUGGACAUUGACUCCACAUGCCAGGAGGCCUUAGAUGGCUACAGGCAGUGCAUGAUUGAGAUGAAUUCUGAUCCAGAGGAAGUACGGAAACGAGCCAUGGCUGAUCCAGAAAUCCAGAAUAUUCUCAAAGAUCCAGCCAUGCGAUUAAUCUUAGAACAGAUUCAGAAUGACCCCAAGGCUCUUUCAGACCAUCUUCAAAAUCCAGACAUAGCAGCAAAAUUUCAGAAGCUUCUGGAAUCAGGGCUCAUUGCAGUGCGUUAACAGUUCCCAGUGAAAAAGGGACCUAUAGAUAACAAGGCUUGCUCCUAAUCAUUUUGGAGGAAGAAAAAGAAGCAAGCCAAAAGGGAAGAGACAAAAUCAUGUGAUAAUUCUCCUGCCAGCAUGUUCUCUCUAUGGCUCUUUUGUUUCCAUCAUUCCCUUCCUCUUUCCUGCUUUUCUGCUGUUAAAUCUGUGAACUACAUAAAUGCCUCCUUGUGUCCUAUCAUUGAAAAUUCCAGUGAUGAGAAGCUGGUCCAUUGGGAAUACAUUUUCUUCAACUAUAUCCUUCUGUGCCAUCGUUUCAGAUUCUUUUGAAAAUAAAUUGGUAUUUGUCA
Darwinula stevensoni is the source of this 1629-nucleotide messenger RNA. NCBI's taxonomy places the organism in Eukaryota, Metazoa, Arthropoda, Ostracoda, Podocopida, Darwinulidae. The record is from the annotation of a GenBank genome assembly.